Fomitopsis serialis is the source of this 747-nucleotide messenger RNA. RefSeq lists its product as uncharacterized. Gene Ontology annotation, molecular function: nucleic acid binding. The transcript is spliced from 2 exons. The coding region runs from base 1 to 747 and encodes 248 amino acids. The record is from RefSeq and is a predicted model, not a curated record. Lineage: Eukaryota; Fungi; Basidiomycota; Agaricomycetes; Polyporales; Fomitopsidaceae. Gene Ontology annotation, biological process: tRNA 5'-leader removal. Gene Ontology annotation, cellular component: ribonuclease MRP complex; nucleolar ribonuclease P complex.
AUGACCGACAACAGUGCCACUGGCAGGACACCAGACGGGGGAGAACACGACGACGCACCCGCACAGCAAGAGGCGGCACCGGCAACAGCUGGUCAAAGUGAUGUUCAGCAGGUUCAAAAGCCACCAAACACUGAUGGGAACGCGUCUGCGGGCCCAUCCAAACCUCGACACACCAUUCGCAAACUCGUCCCACCGCGUCCGUUUCCUACGGUUCCGGCCUCGGUCUCUGCCACAGGCCCACGUUCGGCCCAUACGGAGGGCAAGAACUACAUCUGCAUCACACGCAAGACGCAGCUUGGCGCGUAUCUGCGGCGGUGUAAGGAUGUCAUCAUGAAGGACGGGUACAAAACCUUGCAUCUGAGCGCCAUGGGCGCUGCCAUACCCCAGCUCAUGCAGCUCACGCUCUCAUUACCCGGCAUCCUACCUCACGCGCCAGACGAGAUCCGGACCGAGGUGCUGACCGGGACGGUGCAAGUACAGGACGAAGUGAUUCCUGACGACGAGGACGAGGACAUCUCGUAUCAGGUCCGAGGCAAGUCGACCGUCAGCGUCGUCAUCACGAUCGGAGACGGUGUGGAUGAGAGUAGCGGGAGGGGGAAGGCGCGAAGUCAGGGCAAGCGGGCGCAAGCUACGGUCGCAGCUGCAGGUGCCAACGCUGGAGCGGGCAGAGCGGCAGGAAGCAAGGGUAAGCAAGUGACAGCUGCAGCACGGACUACCACUACGAACCAAGCAAUGGACUCUGCAUGA